Molecule: messenger RNA, 1465 nt
Organism: Mesitornis unicolor (brown roatelo)
Lineage: Eukaryota; Metazoa; Chordata; Aves; Mesitornithiformes; Mesitornithidae
Gene: SPEF2
Product: sperm flagellar 2
Exons: 9
Biological process (GO): sperm axoneme assembly
Cellular component (GO): sperm midpiece; manchette
Source: RefSeq, a predicted model, not a curated record
AUGCAUUUUGUGUGUGUAUGUAUCAAAAUUUGUAGAACUCAAUGCAGUCACUAUUUUUUCUGAAAGUUAUGCCUUUCCAAGGGUUGCAAAUGCAAAACUUAACAAUUUUUCUCGCCUGGAGCCCACACUUCAACUCCUUGGUGUACAGUUUAAUGAGAAUGUGGCCCAAGACAUAAUGACAGGACGGCAUGGAGCUGCAACAAAGCUUUUAUAUGAAUUGUAUAUUGCUUUAGAAAAAAAGAGAAAAGCAAAGCUCACUGGAGUAGCCAUGGAAGGAAUGAGACCUGCAGCAACUGCAAAGCUUAAGUCUAUUCCAAGUGUUUUGUAUCGUGAGCGUUUGAAAACUUUAAUGCCACGUCGGACUGAUUUGCAACUACAGCAUAUUUCAGAGCAUUUUGAAAUAAAAUCUAAGGCAAUAGAAGAAAAGACAGCUCGUAUACAUGUUGCAGAACAACAGAAAGCUCAGAAGCUCCAAGAGGAACAAAGAGCCCAAGACAUCGAAAAGCGUCGCAUAGGAAGAAGGAGACAAAACGAAAUCAUGGCCAGGAUUCAAGCAGCCAUUAUACAAGUUCCAAAGCCACCGCCAAACCACACCAUAAAACCUAUUGAAGCCAAAACAUUCUUAAAAAAGAAAAGAGAAGCAGAGGACACAUACAAGGAGAUUAAAAAGUUUGAGAAUGAUAUACAAGAAUCAUUGCAAACACAGAAUUUGCAGGCAACAACCCUAGAAACUAAAACACAGACAGGAACUGAGCUGUUAAAUGUUUAUUCAGACGAUCAAUACAUCAGAAAAAUUCAAAAGCGUUUGGAGGAAGAUACAUUUGCUAGGGAGCAACGAGAAAAGAGACGACGAAAAAUGCUAAUGGAACAGUUAAUAGCACAUGAAGCACAACAGGAGGCCUACCGGGAGGAACAACUUAUUUACAGACUAAUGAGAGAAUCUCAGCAAGAGAGGCGGAUUGCUGUUCAACUCAUGCAUGUUCGACAUGAAAAAGAGGUGUUAAGGCAAACCAGAAUUUUCAGGGAAAAGCAAUAUGAAGAAAGACGACAGAAAGAGUUCCAGGAAGCCCUUGAUAGAGAAGCGGCUCUGGCUAAACAAGAGAAAAUUGAUAAUGAAGAACAAAUUAUCAAAGAAAGAGAGCGUCAUGAGAAAAUAGCUGUUGAAAGAGCUCAAGCUCGUUAUAAAAAACAUUAUUCUAUGUGUUGGGAAGUGGUCGACCAAAUCGUUAAUUUGUCAACAGAAGUAGGAGAAUAUCGUAAACUGACAAACAACAAAAUUCCAUUAAAACUGAUGCGUGAUUGGAAGGAAUUUUUUUUUAAUGGAAAACCAAUAUAUGAACAAGCUUCAAUUCAACCUUUGCCAAAUGAUCCAAGCCCAGAACAACUUGUAGAGUUAAAUAAAAUGAAUCUGUUAGAUGAAAAAGAUUAUAGUGAAUACAAGGUACAUCAAACUGAUAAGACAUAA